UGCAACAUUGCCGGCGCUUUGUAAUUAGCACUAAAUCCGGGCACUGUGUUUUGAGACCUGACAAUCAGCAACUUGACCUCUGCCUUCACUUGUAACGAACCCAUCGCUCUUCUCCCAACAGCACCACAAGUCACCGCUUGUCGCAACCAUGGUUGAGCUCCGCAAGCGCAAGACACCCCCUCCAGCUCCGGCCCCAGCACCAAAGAAGGAGCGCAAGACAAAGGCGACCAAAGCGAACGGAAAGUCUGGGCCUGUCGCCGAACCUGCUGCGCCAGAGCCGACUGCUGCACCUGCACCUGCUCCUGAAGCUGCUCCUGAAGCUGCUCCUGAGCCAGAGACCAAAGCUGCUGCUGGUGUACCCAAACCCGGUGACAAAAUCGACCUCGAAGGGUUUGGCGGUGAAGUCGAGACAAACGACGGUCGCAAGGUUACGCUCAAGGCAUUGGUCGAGGAAAGCAAAGAAGGCGUUGUGCUCUUCACGUACCCCAAAGCAAGCACUCCUGGAUGCACAACACAAGUUUGCCUUUUCAGAGAUUCGUAUGAACCUCUGACAGCAGCUGGACUCAGCAUCUACGGGCUGAGCACGGAUUCGCCCAAGGCCAACACGACUUUCAAGGACAAGCAAAAGCUCCCAUACCCUUUGUUGUGCAACCCUUCGGCUUCGCUCAUUGGAGCCAUUGGACUGAAAAAGGCACCUAAGGGUACCACCCGUGGAGUUUUCGUUGUCAAGAAGAAUGGCGAGGUUCUGGCAGCUGAGCCUGGUGGCCCAGCUGCAACUCUCGACGUAGUCAAGGCCGUGGUUGAGAAGAUGGGAGGCUCCGGUGUCGGCGAGAAGGCUGAAGCCAGAGCCGCUCAAGCCGAGAAAGAGGAAAGCAAGGACGGUGAGGCAGCAAAGUUGUAAAUAAUGAUGAGAAACGACAGUAUGGUGUGCAUG
Aureobasidium pullulans EXF-150 is the source of this 934-nucleotide messenger RNA. Its product is annotated as AhpC-TSA-domain-containing protein. Gene Ontology annotation, molecular function: thioredoxin peroxidase activity. Gene Ontology annotation, biological process: cell redox homeostasis; cellular response to oxidative stress. The record is from RefSeq and is a predicted model, not a curated record. The transcript has 2 exons. Bases 149 to 901 code for a protein of 250 amino acids. Gene Ontology annotation, cellular component: cytoplasm. NCBI's taxonomy places the organism in Eukaryota, Fungi, Ascomycota, Dothideomycetes, Dothideales, Saccotheciaceae.